ACUCAGAACCCCGGUGAACACCUUCGAGCUUUCGAAGUUCGAAUGGUUGUAUUGAACAGUAAAAAACAGGCACACACAGCUCUACCAAAAAACAUCUUAUUUAAGAGCAAUGGUGAUCGAGGCUAGUUCGGAGAGUUUCUAUCAACCCUCGACCGUUGUCCGGGAAACCGAUCUUUGAUUUAGAGUUUUGGACAACUGAAGGGCUUUCAUCAAAAUGGCUUUUGUGACAUCUCAAAGAAAUGAGAAUAAGUUUGCUCAAAGUGUCUGUGCUGUCCUUAUGAAGGGAAACUGGCUCAACCUAUUGAAACCCAAGAUGUCUCAUUGCUUUACACCCUCUCUUGUGAACCGGAUUUUGCUCUAUCUCUCCUUAGACGGCCCUCUUUGUUGGGCUUUCUUCAAGUGGGUAGAAUCCCUUCCUCAUUACAAGCAGUCUUUACAGCCUAAUUGGACCAUGGUUCAUAUCCUCACUGAGCAAAAACAGUAUACAACUGCACAGGAGUUGCUCAAAAGAAUUGCUUUUAGGGAUUUCCUUUCGUCACCUUUGGUGCUUAGUGCACUUAUAAGUAGCCAGAGUGACCCUAAUUCAAACUCACAAAUUCUAAGUUGGCUUGUGAUCUUUUAUGCUCAAUCAAAAAUGACUCAAGAUGCACUGCAAGUGUUUGAACAAAUGAAGACCAAUGGGUUCAGACCUCAUCUACAUGCCUGUAGUGCAAUCUUGAGUGCAUUGGUGAAAGCUGGACUCACUGAUAAAGCAUGGAAAACCUACAAAAAGAUGCUCCGUAUUGGGAUUGUCCCAAAUAUCCACAUCUACAAUGUCUUGAUCCAUGCUUGCUGUAAGUCUGGGGAUGUGGAGAAGGCAGAGAUAUUGUUGAAUGAGAUGGAGUCAAAGGGUAUUUUCCCAGACCUUUUCACUUACAACACAUUGAUCUCACUAUUCUGCAAGAAUGGUAUGCAUUAUGAGGCUUUGUCUGCUCAAGAGAGAAUGGAGAGAGAAGGAAUACAUCCUGAUAUUGUUACCUAUAACUCCCUUAUUUAUGGGUUCUGUAGAGAGGGAAGAAUGAGGGAAGCUUCAAGGAAUUUUAGGGAGAUUAAAGGUGCAACCCCCAACCAGAUAACAUACACUACACUGAUUGAUGGAUAUUGCAGAGUGAAUGAUGUGGAGGCAGCUUUAAGAUUGCGUGAGGAAAUGGAAGCAAAAGGGUUGCACCCUGGGGUUAUUACAUAUAAUUCAAUCCUCCGUAAGUUGUGCGAAGAAGGCAAGAUGAGAGCUGCAAAUAAUCUCUUGAGCGAAAUGAGUGGCAGGAAGGUUGAACCUGAUAACAUAACCUGCAACACAUUGAUUAAUGCUUACUGCAAGAUUGGAGAUAUGGAUUCUGCAUGUAGGGUGAAGAUUAAGAUGUUAGAAGCUGGAUUGUCCCUUGACCAGUUCACUUACAAGGCUCUGAUUCAUGGGUUUUGCAAGGUCCUGGAAAUGGAUAAAGCAAAAGAACUCCUAUUUGGUAUGCUUGAUGCAGGAUAUUGUCCGAGUUAUUACACUUAUUCUUGGAUUGUGGAUGGAUACUGCAACCAAGGCAAUGAAGAAGCUGUUGUAAAACUCCCUGAUGAGCUUGUGAAAAGAGGCCUAUGUGUAGAUGUCUCAGUUUACAGGGCGCUUAUACGAAAGCUGUGUAAGAGGGAAAAUAUUGACUGUGCUCAAAAGGUUUUCCAUCUUAUGCAAGGAAAGGGAAUUUCAGGAGAUAGCGUUGUGUACACCAGUAUGGCCUUUGCAUAUAUGAAAGCUGGGAAGUCAAUUGCUGCUUCAGAGAUGUUUGAUGACAUGGCUAAGAGGAAAUUGAUGAUAACACUUAAAAUCUACAAAUCUUUUACUGCUUUCUAUGUCAGUGACAGCAGCAUCUUAGGCCUGUUUUGGGAUCACAUGGUUGAGAGGGGUCUAAUCUCAAAGAAGGUUUUAAAGUUAAUCCAGUAGUUGAAAUUUUAAAACAGUUCCUCUUGUGACAGCAAUCAACAAUGCAGUUGCAGAUUGAAGUUUUCUGUAUCAGCCAAUUGCGUAGCUGUACAUACAAUUAUAUCUGCAGAAGGAGGCCUAUGACUGGAUUCCCCAUCUUGGAGAUCUCAUGGGCCAGAAAUUGUUUGUUUAAUACGAUGACCAUGAAAUUGCUGGAUGGCCCUUUUAUUUGAAAAUCAUAAGUACUCCAUCAAGUUGAAUAUUAUCCAGAAAGACAUGAGCUUUAUUUAUGCUUAACAUUCUUUCUUGAUUCUAUGUAAGUCCACUAAUAGAGGGAAUGAAUUCAUAGUUUCAUACCAGGUGAUGACACAAUUGGGACCUGGAAUUGACAAGUGGUUACAUUGAAUAUGCCUGACUGGAAAUGACUGUUCAAGCAGGCACUACUGGGUAAUUCUACAUAAUUUAGAUAUACUGAAAUGGUUUUGGAUCCACACUAAAAUGUUCACCCUUUUGUAUUCAUAAGGUGACUUUUGCUCCAGGAGAUCUACAUGGACUUUUUCUGAGUGGCUGACCAUGGAUUUUGUACUUAAAGAUGAGAUAAACAUUAUAUUUUUGGUGGAUUAAGAGGCAUCAUCUGAGAACCAUUUUCUUUAUGGUCACUCUAUCUUUUUUGGUAAAAUCUCAUCUUCUCUUUUCUCUAGAUGUUCCAUAUGGCUCAGAGGAUUCUCUGCAUGUUAAUGGAAGGUAAAAGGGAUGACAGCUGGCCAGUUGAGAAUGGCUUAAUAAACUCAUCUACUAGGUGAGUUUAACUGAACCAGAUCACUAGUGGCUUGAUGUGCAUGGAAGAUUUUGCAGCACCCAUUAGAAGAAACAAUCUGUUACAAGUUGAAGGGGCUAGAAGAGCUAGGUUUAGACUGACAAGGACUUGGGUGGAGGUAGUAAGAAAUUAUUUAAGUGCUCAUAAUCUAAUGACAGAUAUGACACUGAACAAAAUGGAAUGAGAAAACAGGAUUCAUGUAGCUGACCCAUACUGUUGGGAGGACUUAGAUGAUGAUGAGACACUAGUGGCUUGAGCAGGUCCCAAGGGUGAGCCAGUGUGAGAUUAAGUGAUCACAUGCCUGGUCUAGUUCCAAAUGGACAACAAAGGGAUUUAUCAUCGUCCACCUUUCAUUACAUGGGCCUGAAAGAGGCCAUUGUAUCGAAGGCUGCAGCAAGCCCUCUUCAGUGGAGACUGAUCAAACCUUGCAACAGCAGAAAUGGAAAUUGCCCUAACCCCAGAUAAAAUGGACGAGGAAGGGGGAGAUGAUUAGAUGCUCAUCAAGUGGACUUUGAUGAUUCAGGCUAUGGGAUUCAGAUGAGCCGAGCAUUGGGAGUGUGGAUGAAAAUGCCCAGAAGGAGGUGGUAAAGGAAGACACCACCAAAAUGGUAGCCAUUCUUUUUCAGGAAUACAGGGGCAGCAAGAUUGGGGAUCAAAGGUAAUAUGCGACAAAAACUGUAGGAAGUGGUAAGGAGGAACACUCACCACUGACCAGCCUAAUGGGUGGACAAUCAAUUAGUAGUCGAUCAAGGGUAAAAACAAGUUCAAUUUUGUUACUUCAAUGAGGCAGAAUUGUUGUUUCUCUUUUAUUUAAGUGGAUCACUAUAUUCUAUGUAAAGAAAUCUGGCUAAUUGGGAGAUUAAGCUUUUCUUUCCAAUUGGCAGACCAUUCUCUUCUUUUUCUAAUAUGUAUGCGAUCACUUUUCCCUCUCUUCUUUUCCACAACUUUUAUUUUGUUAAUACUAAACAGAUCUUGCUUAGA
Molecule: messenger RNA, 3743 nt
Organism: Nelumbo nucifera (sacred lotus)
Lineage: Eukaryota; Viridiplantae; Streptophyta; Magnoliopsida; Proteales; Nelumbonaceae
Product: Tetratricopeptide repeat (TPR)-like superfamily protein
Molecular function (GO): protein binding
Source: RefSeq, a predicted model, not a curated record